AGAGAGAGAGAGAGAGAGAGAGAGAGAGAGAGUUGAUACAGAUAGAGAGAAACUUCGAAGCUGAAGAGCUCGAACACGACCGUUUUUCUCUAAUCUAAGCUUAUAAAACAUACACUCGUGAACAGAUCAAUGUCGGUUCCUAAAUCUCUCGCUCUCUCUCUUAUUUUAUUGCCUGGAAUUUCAAUUUUCUGAACUUUUAGUCUUUUUUUCCUCUUCUUUGAUCUGUUUGAUCUUCUAUUUCAACACAUUGGCGUGGUUUCUUUUUUUCCGUUUGUCAAUCGAUCGAGCAAUCUCAGCAUUGUUGGUUUUCUGGAAGAAUUCAUUGAACAUUUGAUGGAAAAUGAGUUCUUUUUUUUCCGGAGUGAUCUCAGAAAAUCAGGAGAAAUCUGACAGAGGUAUGCAGAGUUGUUGUUAAAUGAGAGUUUCAGAAAACCGAAGACAGCGAUCAAUGCUGAUUGAUGUCUUGUGAGCUUGGAGUUCUGUGCCCUAGAAUUUAGAGCUCUAGAUAAUUGGAGAAACAAAGAGGUGAAAGUAAUUGGCGAACAAGCGAUGCUUUUGAGUUAUAUCUAAAUCAAUCAGUACUUCUGAUUUUGUGUGAAUAAAAGACAUCGAAAAGGUGAUUCGACAUGAACGGGAACAGGCAGAUGGAGGUUCAUUACAUCAAUACUGGAUUUCCAUACACUAUUACGGAGAGUUUUAUGGAUUUGUUUGAAGGCCUCACAUACGCCCAGGCAGAUUUUUCUCUUGGAGGAGCAAUGCAUGAUCAGGAAAGUGCAUACUGGUCAAUGCAUGCAAAUUCAUACAAAUUUGGAUUAUCCGGCCCAGGAACAACUUCAUAUUAUGGCCACAAUUAUACUUAUGAGGUAAAUGAUCAUAUUCCAAGAAUGGAACCUAGUGGGCAAGCUUGGGAGAACUCAGCAAUGAUGAGCAAUGAAGAGCUGACACCAGUAGAUAUGCGUGGAGGAAAUGGCAGCACAACUACACAUGUUACACCUGAAGACUGCAUUCGAAAUCAAAAUAAUACUAGUAGUUCUCAGAUGUUUUGGCAAGAUAAUAUUGACCCAGACAACAUGACUUACGAGGAACUACUUGAUCUAGGUGAGGCAGUUGGAACCCAUAGUCGAGGUCUUUCUCAAGAACAGAUUUUGCAGCUUCCAAUCUCAAAAUAUAAGUGUGGGUUCUUCUCAAGGAAAAGAUUCCGGGGGGAGAGAUGUGUGAUUUGUCAGAUGGAAUAUAAAAGAGGAGACCGGCAGAUGACCUUGCCGUGCAAACAUAUCUACCAUGGCGGCUGCAUCACUAGAUGGCUCAGCAUUAACAAGGCAUGCCCGGUUUGCUAUACAGAGGUAGUUGUCAAGGAGUGACGGCACUGAAACUGUCAGCUCUGAGGAAAAGGAGCAAUGCCCUGCAAUCUGUUUUUACUGCUUCAAACAUGUUCUGUUUCCACGGUUUUGGGUUUUGGUUUCCGUUAGUGUUAAAUGAGGCCCCAGUAUUCUCUUUUUCUUCUUGUUCUUUUUUAUACGGUUUCCUUGAGUAGGACUAGCCUAGCUUGAAAAUAAUUGGAUAUGAUGAACAUUUCAAACCUGAUUUCUCCACUUGGAGGAUGGAAUGUAUGUAAACGAGUUUCGUUUUGAUUCUUAUGUGGCUUUCUCGAACUACAGUGGUUAUUGACACGAGUGUCUUCAGCUUGA
Nelumbo nucifera (sacred lotus) is the source of this 1688-nucleotide messenger RNA. RefSeq names its product E3 ubiquitin-protein ligase BIG BROTHER-like. Gene Ontology annotation, biological process: negative regulation of organ growth; protein ubiquitination. Gene Ontology annotation, molecular function: ubiquitin conjugating enzyme binding; ubiquitin-protein transferase activity. NCBI's taxonomy places the organism in Eukaryota, Viridiplantae, Streptophyta, Magnoliopsida, Proteales, Nelumbonaceae. The record is from RefSeq and is a predicted model, not a curated record.